AAGUUCUUGAGCUGCUCGUUGUUGCGAGCUCUGCAUGGCAAACUGCGCUUUUGCAUGACAGGCAAGCGACUCUCAUCCUUCUCAUGCAUCAACUGAGUUAGGAGUCAUGAGAGACAAGCAUGACAAACUCGUGCAUUCUUCCAGACCCAGACAUAUUUGCGGUUGAUAAGGACAUUUUACUCCGCUUCCGCUCCGUGCGACAUUUGUACCAACUUGCCACGUAUCCUGUGCAAAAGUAUCGUACUAGUAUGAAUUGCAUCACAAAUUGACUUAGCAUGAUUACAGAUUAAAUUUGUAAUGCGGAUUUGCCUUAGGAAAAAGAUUUGUAAUGCAUAAACGCAGUACGAGUACGAUGCUUUUGCACUGCAUACCACGAACAACGAGCACGAUUUCCUGUACCCAGAGCUGACGGAGAAAAUGCAAAAGUACCAGGCGUAUCAAAUGUAUAAAAUGUCUGGGUCUGGAAGAUUCUGACACUUGUCAUGCACGUUUUGCAUGAGCCAUGAUCAUGAUGUCCGUGAUGCAUACCCUAGCAAUACAGAUUUUUUGAGGGCUUCUUGAUGCCUAUCCCGCAUGACAAAUGCCUUCUCGGAGUAGCAAAAAUUGCAUUCCCCUUGCUACCCAUGCAAUACAGAUUUUUUUGGAAUCCAGAUGCAGCAUCACAAGUUGCAUUCUUCCAGACCCAGACAUUUUUGCAUUUGAUAAGGCGAAAAUUAUGAAGACCGCUUUAACCUGGUGGCGGAUUGCCCUGGAGUUGUAGAACAAAUUGAUUGCUAUUACUUAAAGAUGCAUCGCAAAAAAUGUACUUCUAACCCCUUUAUCCCCGGACGUCUGCAAGGAUGCAAGCUUGCGCUGCGCAACAU
Amoebophrya sp. A120 is the source of this 863-nucleotide messenger RNA. The record is from the annotation of a GenBank genome assembly. Lineage: Eukaryota; Dinophyceae; Syndiniales; Amoebophryaceae.